Chaetura pelagica (chimney swift) is the source of this 646-nucleotide messenger RNA. It is a transcript of the gene CIDEC, whose product is annotated as cell death-inducing DFFA-like effector c. NCBI's taxonomy places the organism in Eukaryota, Metazoa, Chordata, Aves, Apodiformes, Apodidae. Gene Ontology annotation, biological process: apoptotic process; regulation of apoptotic process. The record is from RefSeq and is a predicted model, not a curated record. The annotation marks the transcript as partial. The transcript has 5 exons.
AUGCGUCUCGGCGAGCGCCUCCAUGACCCAGCAGCUGCUGUUGAGCCCGGCCCUGCGACCCCGACCCUUCCGUGUGGUCAACAGGGACCGCAGCCUGCGCAAGGGCGUCAUGGCGCACAGCCUGGCCGACCUGCUGCUCCAGGCUCAGAGCGCCCUGCUCGCCCCGGGUCCUGUCUCGCUGGUGUUGGAUGAGGAUGGCACGGCGGUGGAGACUGAGUCUUUUUUCCGGACGCUGGAGGAGGGGACGGUGCUGAUGGCCCUGUGCGAGGGGCAGACCUGGGCUGCCCCCAAGACCCCAGGCUACCAGCUGAGCCUGUCCCGUAAGCCCCCUCGGAGGAUCGAUGUCGCCUGCGUCACCUUUGACCUCUACAAGACCAACCCACGGGACCUGGGCUGCCUCAAUGUCAAGGCCACACUCUAUGGCACCUACAGCUUGUCCUACGACCUGCGCUGCUACGGGGCCAGGCGCCUCAUGAAGUGAGUGCUGGGGGCAGCCCACGCCAUUUUGCAGCCCCCUGGCCACGCCCUCCUCGGCACCUCCUGCUACAUGCAGCAGCUCCUGGAUGCCACUGAGGAACCGAAGGAGCCGGAUCCCCAACCCAGGGUGAAGUUGGGGGACCUCCGGAUGCUGAAGCUGCCCCAGUAG